Messenger RNA from Neltuma alba, 670 nucleotides. RefSeq lists its product as uncharacterized. The coding region runs from base 79 to 543 and encodes 154 amino acids. Lineage: Eukaryota; Viridiplantae; Streptophyta; Magnoliopsida; Fabales; Fabaceae. The record is from RefSeq and is a predicted model, not a curated record. The transcript has a single exon.
AUUUGACUGCUUCCUUCCCCUCUCUCUCUCUCUAUGACUUAAGUCGUUGAACCUACCCAUCCCCACAGAAGCACACCCAUGAACUUCCUUUCUCUCUCUAACAUACAUCUCUCGCCUCAACCGAUAAUAUAUAUACACCUCUCAAAUAACCAGUUCCUUCAUAUCAUUAACGGGUCUGGCUUGAGCUUAGUUCAAGAGCUGCGACGACUAUCAUCGAGAACUAUGAAGACAAGCAGGAGCAGUACCAAAGGUGAUUCAACUUCGUGGUUUUGCGGCGCAGUACUUCUGGGUUUGAUAUUAUUGGGGUGUAUCAGAGAGAGCAGUGGUGGUGGCGGCGACGGCGACGGCGACGAUAUCAGAGGGAAGAAGCUGCUUGAACGGCCGUGCGAUGAGAUAUAUGUCGUCGGAGAAGGCGAGACUCUUCAUUCCAUCAGCCACAAGUGCGGCGACCCGUUCAUCGUAGAACAAAAUCCUCAUAUUCAUGAUCCUGAUGAUGUUUUUCCUGGACUUGUCAUCAAAAUCACCCCCACCAAUCUUCACUAGCUAUGUAUAUAUCAAGCACUCUGCUUCCCUUAAUUUCUUCUUCUUCUGAAUCCUGAUGUGAGUUUGUAUGUAUAUAUUGUAUACUAAUUAAUACGUGAAGAUGGUUAUGGAAUUCCGAAGAUGACAA